Messenger RNA from Scylla paramamosain (green mud crab), 2446 nucleotides. Its product is annotated as protein HGV2-like. The transcript has 12 exons. The coding region runs from base 129 to 1604 and encodes 491 amino acids. The record is from RefSeq and is a predicted model, not a curated record. Gene Ontology annotation, biological process: CENP-A containing chromatin assembly; DNA replication-dependent chromatin assembly. Gene Ontology annotation, cellular component: nucleoplasm. Gene Ontology annotation, molecular function: histone binding. NCBI's taxonomy places the organism in Eukaryota, Metazoa, Arthropoda, Malacostraca, Decapoda, Portunidae.
AUUUGAAAUAGCGCGCCUGAGAGCAGAGCGGCGCGUUGGUGUGCGCAAUUUGGCGGGAAACUGUGUUGUGCUUUCCCCGUGUGUUUGUGUGACUGUACCUCUGUUUCUGACGCUCCCUUUCCUUCACCAUGGCUUCUACCACACCCUCUACUAAGGCACAGGCAGACUCCACCACAACCCAACCACCUACUACAGAUGAAAAAGUACAUGCGGCAAGUGCAGCGUUCAACCAUUUCUCUCAGGGCAAGCGACACCUCCUGGUGGGGGACUUCAAAUCUGCUGUCACUGCCUUCAAGGAGGCAACAGAGUCCCUGGUGGAGCUGUAUGGGGAGCAGGCGCCGGAGUGUGGUGACGCGUACUACCACUAUGGCCGUGCAUUGCUGGAGCUGGCACGCAAGGAGGCAGGGGUGCUGGGGCCAGAUCUGGAUGGUGCCAGUAGUCAGGAGGGAAGCACAGGGGAGGAGGAGGACGAGGAGGAAGAGAGUGAAGAGUCACAAGAGGAGGAGGAAGGUGGAAAGAAAGAGGAAGGAGAGGAGGAGGAGGAGGAGGAGGAAGAUGGAGAAGGAAAGGAGAAAGAUAAGAAGGAAGGAAAUGCCGCAGAAGGAGAAGGUGAGAAUACUGAGGAAGAGGAAGAGGUGACUACCCUACAGUGUGCCUGGGAGUGGCUGGAUGUGGCUCGGGUCAUCUUUGACAAGCAAGAGGAGACGCCAGAGGUGGUGAAGAAGAGAGCACAAAUACGCCUGAGUCUGGGUGAAGUCUGCAUGGAGAGUGAGGACUAUGAGGGAGCCAUCAAUGAGUUUAAGCAAUGCCUUCAGAUGCAGGAGUCAGUGUUAGAGAAGGAUGACCGCUCCCUGGCAGAGACACACUAUCAGCUGGGCUUGGUGUACAGCCUCUCGGACAACUUUGAUAGUGCUGUUUCUCACUUCACGGCUGCUGUUGAUGUCAUUCAUCUCAAGAUAAAGAACCUGCAGGCGCGUGUCACUGAGAAGAAUUCCUGGAGCAAGGAGCGCAGGGAUAAGGACUUGGCAGAGAGCAAGGAUGUGUUCUAUACAGAGGAGGGAGAGAUAGAAGACCUGCAGCAGCUCCUCCCAGACAUUCAGCUCAAGAUUGUGGACAUGAAGGAAAUGAAAGCUGCUUCAGUGGAGAAACUUCAACAGGCAGCCAAGCCUGGGGACAUUGCAGCCAUGCUGCUGGGCAAGGGUGAGGGACCCAGGUCAUCAGGGGCGGUGUUCUCCCAAGCAAGGGAAGGAGAGGCAAGUGGAAGUGCUGCCUCGUCAUCCAAGUCUUCUGACGCCAAACCUCUCAUUUGUCAAGUGAGACGCAAGCAGCGGAAACCUGAGGAAGACGAGGCCACAGAUGAACAGAAGAAGCCCAGGCUGGAGAACGGAGUGAAGAGUGACAGGACUGAGGAGCAGGAAGAGGACAAGAGCAAGGCAGUAAACAGUUCCAUGGCCAAGCCGAUUGCCAUCAAGAGAAAAGUUGCUCAGAAUGGUAAGGAUUCAUCACCUGAGUCUUCCUCCAAUAAAGCAGAAUCUUCCUCAACCACAUCCGAGUCUUCCUCAAACUCAGCUGAAUCUUUGUUGGCACCUCAAGAAAUUAAAUGAAUUAGUUUGUCACCUGCAUUUUUGUUGGACACAAUUUAUUUACAUUCAUAUUGAUUGUGGCAAUAUUGUGUAGUGUGUGUGUGUGUGUGUGUGUGUGUGUGUGUGUGUGUGUGUGUGUGUGUGUGUGUGUGUGUGUGUGUGUGUGUGUGUGUGUGUGUGUGUGUGUGUGUGUGUGUGUGUGUGUGUGAAGCUCCUCCUGUCCACCCUCCUUUGACAAGAGAUAACCUGGUAUGUAGGUAGACAGAUUAUUAUUUUUACAUUCUCAGGAAAAAAAAAAAUCUGUGUAUGGAUCUACCAGGUAGCUUGUGCAGAGUUGUAGAAAUGACCAUGGUUGACAGGGAGAAGGUUAUGAGUGUAAACCUUUUUUUGAAUCCCUCCUGCAGGGAGGUAAACAUCAUACUCCCAGUACCCAUCUCAGCUUAAUGUUACUGACUGUUCUGGGAAGUGUUUGAAUUAUAAUGAAGCUGAGAUGAUAGAGUGUGAAGGAGAAAUUGAAGAUGGGAAGAUCUUGGUGACUGUUUUGAGAAGUGUUUGGAUUGUAAUGCAAAUGGGAGGAGAAUUUGAUGAUGUGUGGGUCUAUAUUGGAAGAAAGUGUGUUGUGGCCUCCUUGGGGAAGUUUUGAGGAGCAUCCAGCCUGUGUGGAAAUGGGUAGAUGGGAGUGUUUGGGAAAGAUAUAGACACAAGCACAUCUUCCUUGUCUCACCAGGGGUGUCUUGGUGCUGAAAACAAUCACCAGCACCACACUCAAGAGCAAUUCCUGCCACCUGUUAGCUUUGUUAGCAUGUUGACUUGGUGUGUUUCAUAUUUUCACAUUUUUAAGAAUAAAUGUUUUCAGGCUCAAA